Molecule: messenger RNA, 1224 nt
Organism: Cyphellophora europaea CBS 101466
Lineage: Eukaryota; Fungi; Ascomycota; Eurotiomycetes; Chaetothyriales; Cyphellophoraceae
Exons: 3
Coding region: 1-1224 (407 amino acids)
Source: RefSeq, a predicted model, not a curated record
AUGGUAGUUCUUGGCGCCCUCAACGCACCCGGCGUUCUUCGCCUUCCCAUCUCCACUGUUGCUACAGCAUCAGCUGCCAAUAUAGCCUGCGCAGUUGUUAUGCGCCAAGAGCUCGUCAUCAACGCCCUCUUCAUUCUGUUCGGCCAUUGUCCUCGAUGGUUUCCUCUCCGUAUUCGAAGACUCAGCGCAAAGAUCUAUCACCUCGGAGGUGUGCACAGUGGUGCGGGUGUCGCAGCCACGAUCUGGUUUGGGUUGACGAAUGUCGCCACAUUCUCUAUGAACCCCGAAGCCGCAAGCGGCGGCACCUUGAUUGCACUCUGGACGAUAACAAUCGCCCUUGAUAUACUUUUGCUCUCGAUCCUGUUGAUGGCUUUGCCUGCAUUCCGCGUGCGCUGGCAUGACUGCUGGGAAUGGUCUCACCGUUUCUGUGGUUGGGCUGCCAUAGGACUGUUCUGGGCUCUAUUCCUGCUCAUCUCCAUCACCGCCAAGCGUACGAUGAGCCCGGAGCCACACCUGUGGAGAGUCAUCGUGGUUUCACCAGUGUUCUGGCUGCUGGUGCUCAUCACCAUUUGUCUAAUCGCCCCGUGGCUGAAUCUACGGAAAGUUCCUGUCAGGUCUGAGAAGCUCUCGAACCAUGCCGUCCGCCUACACUUCACUUACGCUAAUGUGCCACUGUGCUCCGCGCCUCGUCUCACGGACAAGCCGCUCAGAGAAUGGCAUGCAUUUGCUUCCAUCCCGGAGGAGUCUGGUAAAGGAUUCUCCGUCCUCGUCAGCAAAGCGGGCAAUUGGACUGGUGCGAUCAUCGAGAACCCCCCAUCUUAUCUAUGGAAGCGUGGAUGGCUGACCCGAGGUGUCCUGAAUGUGGCACCGAUUUUCAAAUCCAUGGUUCUGGUUGCAACCGGAUCCGGGAUCGGCCCCGUGCUGAGCCUCCUCCAGGCGAAACGCAAGCUUGGGUUCAUCCGCCUUCUCUGGUCAACCAAGGACCCCAUCAAGACAUAUGGUCAGCGUGUAAUGGACAACGUCAUGGCGGCUGAUCCGAAUGCUGUCAUAAUUAACACCUCAGUCGACAGACGACCAAAUCUGUUAGAACUAGCACACGGGAUGUAUGUGGACAGCCAGGCCGAAGCGGUGUUUGUUAUCAGCAACCCCCGUGUGACGCGCAAAACAGUUUAUGGGCUCGAGUCUAGGGGAGUUCCAACAUUUGCUCCCAUCUUCGACUCCUAG